AUGUCGAAAAAAUUCGGUACAAAUACAAAAUCAGCUGAAGCUCGUGCACGAAAAGAUGCUGUAAAACAAUCUAAUGAAAGAGAAAAACAGCAGCGUUUAGAAGAUGAAUAUUGGCAUGAGGAUGAUAAACUAGUUCAAAAAAAGCUACAAAGAAAGGAUGAACGGGAAAAUAAAGAACAUGAAAAAUUACAACGUAAACAAGAAAUUCAAAAACUUCUCGAACAAGAAGAAGCAGCACUAACUGCGUCAAAAGCGAAAAAGCCUGUUGAUUUAGCACCAAAAAAAGUAACACAAGCACAAAUUCAACAACAACAAACUACAGGUGGUGCUGCAGCCGCGCCUACUGGUACUAAUGUAAAACAGAAACCUAUAAAUGACGAAGAAACACCUAUCGAAGAAAAUAUAAAUCGCCUACAGAUCGAUGGUAGUACAGCUCGAAAUAUCAAUGAAGCUCUUCAUGUUUUAUCAUCAUCACAAAUUUUACUUGAUAGUCAUCCUGAAAAACGUAUGAAAGCAGCAUUUGAUGCAUACGAAAAAGAAAAUCUCCCUAAACUAAAACAAGAACAUCCAACAUUACGUAUGUCACAAUUAAAACAAUUAUUGAAAAAAGAAUGGAUGAAAUCGCCUGACAAUCCAUUUAAUAAACCUACAAAAGCAUAUAAUCAAGGAAGUGUUUUACCACAAAAUGUACCAGCUAAUGUAGAAGAUUCUGAUCAUGAUGAAGAUUAA
Rotaria socialis is the source of this 729-nucleotide messenger RNA. NCBI's taxonomy places the organism in Eukaryota, Metazoa, Rotifera, Eurotatoria, Philodinida, Philodinidae. The record is from the annotation of a GenBank genome assembly.